This is a messenger RNA of Botrytis deweyae, 1707 nucleotides long. RefSeq lists its product as uncharacterized. Bases 695 to 1378 code for a protein of 227 amino acids. The transcript is spliced from 2 exons. NCBI's taxonomy places the organism in Eukaryota, Fungi, Ascomycota, Leotiomycetes, Helotiales, Sclerotiniaceae. The record is from RefSeq and is a predicted model, not a curated record.
CUUUCUCGUGCCUCACCCCUCGUGAUUUCCAUACGUAGUUACGAAUCAAUCCCUCUUCAAUUCCCAUCGAAAGAAUCCAGAAUUCUCGUGGCUUUUCACAACUAUUCCAAAAGAAUCACUACUUACUUCCCAGCUUCCAAUCGCACAGUCCUCCCAAGAUCCAAUAAGGUUAACUAACCUUCCCAACCCAACCCAACCUAUCAAAUAAAACCCCUCAAAGGUAUCGUAGAAAGGAAGGAACAAUAGCCGGACCCUCACCCUCCAACCACAAAACUCAAUUCGAGCUUCCUAUUCCAUCCAAGAAACAUCGACCAUCUAUAUAUAAAACCUGCACUAUGAUGGAACGGCAAGUUGCUUCCCUGUUCAUCGUAUUUCCCCGCGGCGAGGCGUGCUAGGGUAGCUCUCGUGCUUGGGGGAGUUAAAAAGGUCCCUGUUGCUAUUGUGUGUUUUGGAGGAAAUUCACUUCGGUUUCUGUCAUCAUUUCUUGAUUGUCGUGUGUUUACGUGUUUCGAUAUAUAUCUUCAUUCACUGUUGUUUUGAUCAAGUGAUUGACUUACGAGUUAAACAAAUAAGGUUGGAUUCUUUGAGAUCGAUUGAUUGAAAAGUUAUCCUCAUAAACAAAUCUAUUACAAGAUAACGAAAAGAACUAUCGAAAGAACUAUCGAAAUCUCUGUACAACAGGAUCAUCAUCAAAAUGAAGUUCUCAACCGCUUUCUCCAUCGCAGGAACUUUCAUCGCUGUAUCUGCACAGAACUUCGGUGCUGAACCUGCUUGCGCUGUCACCUGUCUCCAAAGCGCCAUCUCCGUCGCCGGCUGCGGAGCCAACGACCAAGCCUGCCAAUGCGGCACCGCACAAGCCGCCAUCCAAACCGCCGUAACCCCCUGUCUCAUCUCCGCCUGCAACGUCGACGAACUCGCUUCUGCCGCUAGCGUCGGCUUUGCUCUAUGCUCAGCAUUCAGCGCUUCUGCCACCGCAGUCACGGGAAGCGUUACCACCCAAGCCAUUACAUCUGAGAAUCCCGGAGGUCUCGCAAGCUCAACAACUGCAGAUGUAAGCGCGACAGGAAGUGCAUUGAGCUCCAGCAAUCCAGGCGGUGUUGUGAGCAUUCUUACCAACACCAGCGUAUCGUCUACUGCAAGCGCAACCGGUACUGCACUGACAUCGUCGAAUCCCGGAGGAGCAAUCAGUUCAGCUAUUUCUUCGGCAUCGAGCUCAGUCAGUUCAGUUAUUUCUUCGGCGUCCAGCUCGGCAACUGCAUCUGCAUCUUCAUCUACAAGUUCACCCGCUGCGGUUACAACAAACGCGGCGCCUACUAUGGGUGUUCAGAUGGUGGGAGGAUUGAUGGGAGCGGUUUUGGGUGUCGUUGCUGUCUUGUAAGGGCUGGAAGGUUUAUGUCGAAUAAAAAGAAGAUUAAUUUGUGGGGAUGGAAGAAUUGGACAGAUCGGAUAUGAAACUUUGCUACAAUGUGAUGAAAUGGGGUGGUCAUAUUUCAGGGUGCUAAUAAUUGAAACCAAUGAAUGAAUGGAUUAAUUUUUUGAUGAAAUCUUUCGAUACUUGAUGGAAACGAUUAUAGGUUUUGUGCAGCUUGAAUACGUAGGAAAUCCAUGCCAUUAAACGCACAACACGAAGUUGAUCCCAAGACUUAUUCUUUCAGCAGUUUACUUGAAUUCGCACUUCACAUCAUGUCACAUAGAUACAAUCACAAU